Messenger RNA from Penicillium angulare, 2379 nucleotides. RefSeq lists its product as uncharacterized. NCBI's taxonomy places the organism in Eukaryota, Fungi, Ascomycota, Eurotiomycetes, Eurotiales, Aspergillaceae. Bases 1 to 2379 code for a protein of 792 amino acids. The transcript has 2 exons. The record is from RefSeq and is a predicted model, not a curated record.
AUGUAUCCCCAAUCUAUGUCCUUUUCACGUGGGCCUAGCUGGGACGACGACGGGCUCAGUGACCCCCCAUCCACUCGCUCUUCCAACGAUCCCCUAGAGCACAUUGCCCAUGCUCGCUCUAGAUCUACUGCCCAGGCCAAUUCCCAUAGUCCCAAACGUCUGUCUGUCUUUACCGGCCGCUCUAGAAGCAAUACCACCACUUCUACUUCGUCACGUCGUUCACCCGGUUCCUCAAUGACCUCUUCCAUGGACAGUCCUGCUUCGUCGCAAGACGAACGUACCACUUCUUCGUUGGGUCUUCGCUCGGAUAAAUCAGAUCGAUCCUCGCGUUCAUUCCUUGCCAGAGGGAGCCGCAUUCUUCGUCGUCAAGGAAGCAAGAUCAAUAUCGUCGCCACGCUGGACGAGGAGGAUGAGAUUGAUCGUGACAGACAGGAGAAACCUCGUGCCGAGAAAUCCGAUAUGUUUGGCCGCCGAUCUCGCAAUGAGCAACAUGGCCGAUUAAAGAGCCUCAUCUCCGAUCCAUUCGACUUUCAUCAUCUUACUCAUACCAGCCCGGCUCAAUUCCAAUCUUUAGAUCAAACCCGAGAGAAUGAUCUCGUCACCGAGUUCUCUGUCAUUCGUGCUUCCCAGCGUCCUGAGACCGGUCUCAAGGGCAUUCGUGCCAACGACAUUCACUUCAACAACUUCUCAGCCAAUGAUUUGACCACCUAUGGAACAGCUACUACAGUUGAUGAACCAACUCUCCAAAGCCCACCAGGCUCGCCUCCGCAAUCGAGUUCCCCCAAAUUCCCCGGCCAUGUUCGACGAGACUCUCGCAUCAAUGAGAAUUUCUCACGUCCCGUGUCUAGAUAUCCUCGAUCCUGUCCUACAACUCCCCCGCCCCCAGCUACAUCCGAGGUGGUUCCCGCUGAAGUCGCAGAGCCCGCUCCAGCUCCCCGUGCUAUUGAUGAGAUUCUGGGAUUGUCGACUUCAAAGACGUACCCUGAGGACAUCGACUCAGCACACUCAUCAUCAUCUGUUUCUCUCCAGUAUGCCCAGGAUGUCUCUGAUGAUUUGUCCGCUCGUACGUCAUCAAUGAGUAGCCACUAUGACUUGGAAGAUGUACCAGAGGAGGUGGAGGCGACUCGCAUGUGGGAUAGCCCUGAGCCUAGCAUUGCUGCUCAUUCUCGCUCAGUCUCCCAAGUGAGUCAACUGCCGGCUGAAACUCACAUGUCCACUAUCAAGGCUCCCAAGGGAUCACUAUCUAUCUUUGUUGCCGAAGAACUGUCAAGACAGUUUUCUGAAGCUUUGGGCUCGCCAACUCUGCCACAGAAUCUUCCAGAAUGUGCACCUGAAACUCCCCCCAAGGACGACCUGCAGUUCACUCCGCCUUCCACCGUCUCCAGCGUGCAGCAGUUCCAUUAUGAGGAUGUGUCAUAUGACUCAUGGGACGCCGAUAUCGAUUACUGCUAUGAGCAUGCGGCUGAGUCGACUUGCAACUUCGAUUGGUCGCGCACUUCUCUCGAAGAGACCCAACAACAUCCUCCAAUCAGCGUAACCUGCACUGAGGAUAAUUGGCAUGGUGCUCCCAAGACCCGGUAUCUCCAGCCAAGCCCAUUGAGCACUACUACCCUCCCGACUCCAGAGCUUGACAACAGCCCAGCGCAGUCAACACCUUUCCACUCGACUGCUACCCCAUCGUCGACCGAAUUUGAGCGGGACUUCAUUGUUCGGAACACGGGAGAUUACUUUCAACCUGUCAGUUCUUCGAUCUUGCCAUCCGGAUUGAGCAAGCAAAUCCCCCAAGAAACACUCUAUGAGGAUUACCUCGCCGCUGAUGCAGAAUCAGAUCGGCAUUUCCCCUUCUGUUCACAAGGGAUGAUUUCAUCUUCGGAGAACAACAACCCCGUCUCUCCCCGGAGCAGCUUUUCUCCAAUCAGCAAAUGCAACUCUCAAGAGAGCUUGAUGCUCUCCCGCGCAGCUUCUAUCGUCCGCAAGCACCGCUCGUCGGUUUCCACGACUAGCGUCCCCGAGCUGAUUCACAGCCUUUCAAGCAGCCGCGAACUGAUGCCUACCGAUCGUCUCACUGCUGCUGAAGCUUUGGCUGCCGGUUCAAGCAUCAGCCGCCCUGCUUCUUCUACCCAUCAUCGACAGACUAAGAGUUUGGCCGAGGCUCAUAUGCUACUCCAGGCGGGUAGCAGCAGCCCCAGCCUUAUCAAUGAAGAAGAUUUCUCUACCUCUUCUGUCUUGUAUCAUGACCGUGUCAACUCGAUCUCCGAGGAAGAUAUUAGGCUGACCAAGGGCAACGAGGCUCCUCUGCCUCAGGUUCCUCCUAAGAACCCGAACCGGAGAAAGACUCGCAACCCCUCAUACUCUCUUUUCCCAACAGCUGCUCACUAA